AUGAAAUGCCUCACCCACCCACUGCUCAGGAGGUUGUUGAGUCUCUCACCUCGGUGCAUGCCAGUGGGAUUCAGUCACAGUAAAGGUCCUAUCCUCAGUCCAAAUUGGUCAUCUUGGAGGCAGAACUGCAGUGCAAGACCUGGACUUGUGAUUGCUACUGAUGUAGUCAACUACUGGCAGAAGGUGUUUGAGACAAAUGGGAUACCUGAAGCACGAGAAUCCAGUGAAUAUAUUGUGUCGUUUGUUCUGGGAGCAAAAACAUUUCAGAGUUUGAAUUGCAAAAGCCUCCACACUCCGCUUACACCAGCGCAGCAGGAGCAAAUCCAGCAGUUGAGCAGCAAGCGACUAGAAAGAAUGCCGGUGCAGUAUGUGCUUGGGGAGUGGGACUUUCAGGACCUGACUCUGAAGAUGAGACCCCCAGUAUUCAUUCCUCGUCCUGAAACAGAGGAUCUUGUCUCUUUAAUUGUGGAAGAAGAAUUUCAGAAAUGUGAGAAGAAUUCAGGACUUUGCUUCCCAGUUCCUGACCCUCAUCCUGUGAUCCUGGAGGUUGGCUGUGGCUCUGGAGCAAUUUCUCUGAGUCUGCUGUUCAGACUGCCACAGAGCCGGGUGGUAGCUGUGGAUAAAGAGAAGGCUGCUGUGGAUCUCACCAGGGAGAAUGCACAUAGGCUGCAACUGCAAGACAGGGUUCACAUCCUCCACCAUGAUGUUUCAUAUGGUUCUGCUAAGCAGCUGCUAUGCUGGGGCCCCUUAGACUUCAUAGUCAGUAACCCUCCCUAUGUCUUCCAUGAAGACAUGGCUUCCUUGGAUGCAGAAAUCCUCCGCUAUGAGGACCUUGGUGCACUGGAUGGAGGAGAUGAUGGCAUGAGAGUAAUCAAAACAAUCCUGACUCUGGCUCCUUCUCUUCUGAAGGAUUCUGGGAGUGUGUUUCUGGAAGUUGAUUCCAGACACCCAGCUAUGGUGGAGGAUUGGCUGCAGGCACACCCCAACUUGCUACUUGCCCUUUGUGCCGUUCAUAGGGACUUCUGUGGCAAGCCUAGGUUUCUGCACAUCCAGAAGCAAAACAGAUGA
Molecule: messenger RNA, 1068 nt
Organism: Chaetura pelagica (chimney swift)
Lineage: Eukaryota; Metazoa; Chordata; Aves; Apodiformes; Apodidae
Gene: HEMK1
Product: HemK methyltransferase family member 1
Exons: 10
Coding region: 1-1068 (355 amino acids)
Biological process (GO): protein methylation
Cellular component (GO): mitochondrion
Molecular function (GO): nucleic acid binding; protein methyltransferase activity
Source: RefSeq, a predicted model, not a curated record